This is a messenger RNA of Xenopus laevis (African clawed frog), 4371 nucleotides long. RefSeq names its product gap junction protein alpha 5 L homeolog (gene gja5.L). The transcript has 4 exons. The record is from RefSeq and is a predicted model, not a curated record. Gene Ontology annotation, molecular function: gap junction channel activity involved in atrial cardiac muscle cell-AV node cell electrical coupling; gap junction channel activity. NCBI's taxonomy places the organism in Eukaryota, Metazoa, Chordata, Amphibia, Anura, Pipidae. Gene Ontology annotation, biological process: transmembrane transport; cell communication; atrial cardiac muscle cell to AV node cell communication by electrical coupling. Bases 256 to 1350 code for a protein of 364 amino acids. Gene Ontology annotation, cellular component: plasma membrane; connexin complex; gap junction.
UCUCAGCAGUCAGAACAGCAGGUUCUUGUCCUUGGAGGAACUAGUGGGGGAUCCAACUCUUAUAUUCACUUCUCUACUGCUGGACUUGUUGUGACUUUACAGAUUCUGUGACUGUGCCCUUGGAUUAAAGCAACAACCGGAGGGCACGGAUGGACACUUGGCAGGGAAGCUGACUCUCCGAUCUCGGCUGUUGUCAAAAUUUCUAAUGAGACCAAACGACUUACAGGGAAGACACUUUGGUGCAGAUAAACGGAGAUGGGCGACUGGAGUUUCCUUGGCCAGUUUCUUGAAGAGGUGCAAAAACAUUCCACGGUGGUGGGCAAGGUCUGGCUGACCAUUCUGUUCAUCUUCCGGAUGCUGGUGUUGGGCACUGCUGCAGAAUCCUCAUGGGGGGAUGAACAGUCGGACUUUACAUGCGACACCAACACGCCCGGUUGUGAAAAUGUCUGCUACGACAAAGCUUUCCCCAUCUCCCAUAUCCGAUACUGGGUCCUUCAGAUUAUCUUCGUCUCCACCCCCUCCUUGCUCUACAUGGGACAUGCCAUACACACGGUCCGGGUGCAGGAAAAGAAGAAACACAGAGAAGAGGAGAAAGUGAAGCAGAACAUGAGCCGGGAGUCGUCGUACCAUCAGCAGGAAUAUGUGGUGGAAAAAGAGCAAAUUGUUUAUACCGACGAGUUGAGCGGCAGGAUCCGACUUCAAGGAACUUUGCUGAACACGUACAUUUGCAGCAUCCUGAUCCGCACUGUGAUGGAAGUUGCUUUUAUUGUGGGGCAGUAUAUGCUUUAUGGAAUAUUUUUGGAGACCUUGUACACGUGUCGUAGGUCGCCCUGUCCACAGCCCGUAAACUGCUUUGUCUCUAGGCCGACUGAGAAGAAUGUUUUCAUUAUAUUUAUGUUGGCUGUGGGAGCCCUCUCCCUACUUCUCAGCCUUGUAGAACUCUACUACCUGGCAUGGAAAAAGAUCAAGCACAAAUUUUCUGGCUCCAGUACAGACAAACCAAGUGCUCUCAGAGUGGCUGCCAUAGAGCCGGGGCACCGUUCUCAAAGUUGCACUCCACCUCCUGACUUUAACCAGUGCUUAACCAGCAAUAAGGGCAAAUAUGAGAACCCUUUCAGCAAUAGCCUGGCUUCUCAGCAGAACACAGCUAACUUUGCAACGGAAAAGGUCCAGGGUGAAGAUGACAUUCAAGAUGGGCAAUUUAUCCACAUAAGCUAUGCACAAAAUCCACCAGUAUCCAACCACUCAACACCACAUCAUACGCCAAAUGGCUACUGUCACAGCCACCGAAGCUUGAGCAAGACCAGCCAAGCCAGCAGCAAAGCCCGUUCAGAUGACUUGUCCGUGUGACCUCUGGAACCAUAAAGUCAUCGUUGUCCCAGAUGCCUCUUAUAUAUGGCAAUUGUUAUUGUGCCUCCAGCUGGUCAGGAUACAAAGUCCUCUGUGAUUUUGGAACGGUUGACUCCAAACUUGCCAAAGAUAAUAAAUAUGUAGCAAAUGUAUAUUUUUGAGAUUCUCACCAGGUUUUAACAGUUGACACCGCACCAGGUGUUUGACUGUUAAUUCCAUUUGUGGAUGCUUCAGACUUGACGUUGACUAUCAUGGUUAUCUCCUGCAAUUUUGGAAGACUCCUCCAUUGAGGUAUAACAGAGGUUUCUCUUUUUUAGACUUUUUGGGUUUAUGCCUUUUAUAGGCAUCCAACUUUUGCUCAAGUCCCCUUUUAGCACAUUAAUAAGUUUAUAGAUACUUGAAAACGUUGUCAUAUUGGUAAAGCUGCGAUAGCGCCAGGAAUAUUUAGGACAGUAGUAAAUGGACUUCUCACUCUAAAUGACCUUUAGACACUUAUAUCCACUGGUUCCCCAUUGGGAGGGUGGGGACUAAAACUGCAAUUUGAAGCCUAUAAUAUAUAGUAUGUCCCAAUCUUUAAUCAUAAUCUUGUACGAGAUAUUUCAUAUAUUAUUUUCAAAACGUGAACCAUCAACCUGAGUGUGGGUUAUCAACAGUUCAUUGCUCCAUUAAAGUCUUAAAAAUAAAAUGAACCCCUCAACGACCAGCAGCAACUCAUGAAUCACACAUAGACACAACUCAUAGAUGGAUCCUGGGAUGUACUGUACAGGAUUCACAUAGUCAACCACUAAUGGAGGUGGUACCUCCACCCAGCUCCCAAGGUCAUUUACAGGAUACAGAGUAGACCAAUGCACAGUCCACAAACAUAACUUAUCAAUAACUUAAUUUACGUUUUAUGUCUUGUUUUAAGACCAGGCCCAUAUCAGGGUAACUUCAACAAUGGGAAAAGAUUGGCUUCCAUGGUGGGUGUAGUUUAAACUGGUUCAGUCACAGACUUACGUAGUUGCAGAGUUUCAUCUGGGACUGUUUUAUAAGCCUGGUGAGAUGUUCUUCAAACAAAGACCCUCUCUUAGAGGAAAAGCCCCUAGGGUUCAUGAAUUCUUCAGAUAUAGUAUGUAAUCCCUGAUAAUGUCUCUUCCUCCAGAUUUGAUUUCCAUACUAGUAAGUAGGUGUUUCCUUUUGAAAAUGUUGUGGAUAGAUUCUCAUGUGGGUUUUUGAAGGCCCCUUUUUGGAGUCUAUAGCAACCACUCAACAGUUAGUUACGGGUUAUGGGUUAUUAAAUGAGGCCAACGCCUGAAUGUGUUUGGGCAUAACCCAGAUUCAUGUCUAUGGCCUAUUGAGUAAGGAACACAUAUUUUACACGAUCUUAGACCAUUGCACAUUACUUCUGCAAAUGACUGCCCUUGUUUUUGGACUGGAUUGAGAAUUGACCGUUAGAACUAAGGAAAGGAAAGUUUACAUGGAUAGAGUGUGAGUGGGAAUGUAAUAUUUUAAUGAAUUGUAGCUGGAGUAAAUGUUUGUACAUUUUACAUAGAAAAAAUUAGAAUGUAUGUAUUUUUUCAUGUACAGAUCAGUGUGAUACAAUGUGUUGCUGUUCUUAUUGCAGUUGGUUCUGUCGAUAAAUAAUUUGUGAAUUUUUUAAAAUACUGGCUACAAAUUGGCCUCGCUUUAUGAAUAUUCAAAUGCUCUCAUUGGCUAGAGCUUGGUCUUGCCCUGUGAGCAUUCUAUUGACGCCCAUCUCAUUUUAAAGCUGAAGGCAAGGGGAUCUAUGAUUAUUUCUGAACUGAAAAUAAUUUUCAUGGGGGGAUCAUUUUGAUGUGGGGGGGCAUUUUUAGCACAGAGCAAUAUAUCAGCCAGCAUUGUGCCCCAUAAGAGUGGUUGUUACUGGUGGAUGUCCCAUGGAUGGUGCGUGAGUAGUCAGGAUAUUGGAGGAGGCGGUUGAGGGCAAAUAAGUGGAUAUUGGGUUCCAGUACAUCCCGGGUGCCAAAUUGUACAAGAGCAGUUGCCAGUAGCAACCACUCAAUUUGUUUAGAACAGUCUAGUACAGUUGAAAGGCCUGAUGGAUUUCGAUCGGCACCUGCACUUGUGCAAUUUAGCACCUACGCUCAUAAACGAGCCCUCAGGAGCAUGGCCAGAGCAAUGGCCUACAAGAGAACCUACGGUCCUCAUGGACAACUUCUCCACAGUUCUACACAUCGGAGCACAAAAACAAACAAAUCCCCCAAGACUAUAACCCCCGUAUUUAUUAAAAAGUGAAUUUAAUUUAAUGGAAUAAAAGAACAGCUGGGCCUCAUUAUUUUAUUUUUUAUUAUUUUAUAGUUAUUGAUAUUUUAUUAUUGAUUUUAUUAUUGUCCCCAGUAAAUUAAAUUGUUGAAUGGUUUUACUUGUUACUUUAUGAACAAGUAACAUACAGAUAUCAAUAUAUAUAUGGGCCUAUAACAAAUAUCUUAUACAGGUAUAGGAUCCCUUAUCUGGAAACCCGAUAUCCAGAAAGCUCAGAAUUAUGGAAUGGCUCCCAUAGACUCCAUUUUAUCCAAAUAAUCCAAAUUUUUAAAAAUGAUUUUCUUUUUCUGUGUAAUAAUAAAACAGUCGCUUGUACUUAAUCCCAACUAAGAUAUAAUUAAUCCUUAUUGGAUGCAAAACCAGCCUAUUGGGUUUAUUUAAUGUUUAAAUGAAUUUCUAGUAGACUUAAAGGAGAAGGAAAACUACAGAGGCAUUUUAUUGCCAAUAGAUUAGCUGCAAUAGUGCAAGCUAUAACACUAUAUUUAUUCUGUAGAAUUUUUUACCAUACCUGAGUAAAAAGCUCUAGAAACUCUCUGUUUGUUUAGAAUAGGAGCUGCAGUAUUAAUGUGGUGUGACAUCACUUCCUGCCUGAGUCUCUCCCUGCUCUGGGCUCAGAUUACAGUAGAGAAGGGAGGGGGAGGGGAGAGGAGCAAACUGAGCAUGCUCAAGCCCUAGCCCUGGAGGUUUAAGCUGAAAACAGGAAGUCUGAUACAGAAGCCCAUGAGUACACAAUAGAAGGAA